UGGGAGUAGCCAUUGGCUGCGCUGCUCGUGACCGCACGGUUGCAUUUGCCAGCACUUUUGCUGCGUUCUUAUCCCGAGCCUACGACCAGAUAAGGAUGGGAGCCAUCUCUCAGUCAAAUGUAAACCUGGUUGGAUCCCACUGUGGAGUCUCCAUUGGUGAGGACGGUCCUUCCCAGAUGGCCCUGGAGGACUUGGCCAUGUUUCGCGCUAUUCCAACCUGCACUGUGUUUUACCCCAGUGAUGGAAUGUCUACAGCAAGGGCCGUGGAGCUAGCUGCCAACACAAAGGGUAUUUGUUUCAUCCGCACCAGUCGUCCAGAAACCUCAGUCAUCUACUCCCCAGAUGAGAAGUUUGAAGUGGGUCAAGCCAAGGUGGUACGUCAGUCCGACAAUGAUCAGGUUACUGUGAUUGGAGCCGGUAUUACUCUGCACGAGGCUCUUGCUGCUGCUGAUAUUCUGGCCAGUGAAGGUUAGUCAACUUUACAUUUUAAGU
This is a messenger RNA of Cynoglossus semilaevis (tongue sole), 492 nucleotides long. Its product is annotated as transketolase-like protein 1. The record is from RefSeq and is a predicted model, not a curated record. Lineage: Eukaryota; Metazoa; Chordata; Actinopteri; Pleuronectiformes; Cynoglossidae. Gene Ontology annotation, molecular function: thiamine pyrophosphate binding; transketolase activity. The transcript is spliced from 4 exons. The coding region runs from base 96 to 473 and encodes 125 amino acids.